Messenger RNA from Talpa occidentalis (Iberian mole), 2628 nucleotides. Its product is annotated as tyrosine-protein kinase transmembrane receptor ROR2-like. Gene Ontology annotation, biological process: multicellular organism development; cell surface receptor protein tyrosine kinase signaling pathway; protein phosphorylation. Gene Ontology annotation, cellular component: signaling receptor complex. NCBI's taxonomy places the organism in Eukaryota, Metazoa, Chordata, Mammalia, Eulipotyphla, Talpidae. Gene Ontology annotation, molecular function: transmembrane receptor protein tyrosine kinase activity; ATP binding. The record is from RefSeq and is a predicted model, not a curated record.
GCCCCAAGACAGCAGCAAGAUGGGGAUUCUGUACAUCUUAGUUCCAAGCAUAGAUCCCCUGGUCAUCGCCUGCCUCUUCUUCUUAGUCUGCAUGUGCCGGAAUAAGCAGAAGGCAUCUGCCUCCACGCCCCAGCGCCGCCAGCUGAUGGCCUCCCCCAGCCAGGACGUGGAGAUGCCCCUCAUCAGCCAGCACAAGCAGGCCAAACUCAAGGAGAUCAGUCUGUCCACAGUAAGGUUCAUGGAGGAGCUGGGGGAGGACCGGUUCGGCAAAGUCUACAAAGGCCACCUGUUUGGUCCGGCCCCAGGGGAGCAGACCCAGGCUGUGGCCAUCAAGACACUGAAGGACAAAGCGGAGGGGCCGCUGCGGGAGGAGUUCCGGCACGAGGCCAUGCUGCGGGCGCGGCUGCAGCACCCCAACAUCGUCUGCCUGCUGGGCGUGGUGACCAAGGACCAGCCACUCAGCAUGAUCUUCAGCUACUGCUCCCACGGUGACCUCCACGAGUUCCUGGUCAUGCGCUCGCCGCACUCGGACGUGGGCAGCACGGAUGACGACCGGACAGUGAAGUCCGCCCUGGAGCCCCCCGACUUCGUGCACGUGGUGGCUCAGAUCGCCUCAGGCAUGGAGUACCUGUCCAGUCACCACGUGGUCCACAAGGACCUGGCCACGCGCAACGUCCUGGUGUACGACAAACUGAAUGUGAAGAUCUCGGACCUGGGGCUGUUCCGGGAGGUGUACUCGGCCGACUACUACAAGCUGAUGGGGAGUGCACUGCUGCCCAUCCGCUGGAUCCCCGAGGCCAUCAUGUACGGCAAGUUCUCUGUGGACUCGGAUAUCUGGUCCUACGGUGUGGUCCUCUGGGAGGUUUUCAGCUACGGCCUGCAGCCCUACUGCGGCCACUCCAACCAGGACGUGGUGGAGAUGGUCCGCAGCCGCCAGGUGCUGCCCUGCCCGGACGACUGUCCCGCCUGGGUGUACGCCCUAAUGAUCGAGUGCUGGAAUGAGUUCCCCAGCCGGCGGCCCCGCUUCAAGGACAUCCAUAGCCGGCUCCGGGCCUGGGGCAACCUGUCUACCUACAACAGCUCGGCACAGACCUCGGGAGCCAGCAAUGCCACACAGACCAGCUCCCUGAGCACCAGCCCUGUGAGCAACGUGAGCAACGCCCGCUACGGGGGCCCCAAGCAGAAGGCCCAGCCCUUCCCGCAGCCCCAGUUCAUCCCCAUGAAGGGCCAGAUCAGACCCAUGGCCCCUCCCCAGCUCUACAUCCCCGUCAACGGGUACCAGCCGGUGCCUGCCUACGGGGCCUACCUGCCCAACUUUUACCCUGUCCAGAUCCCGAUGCAGAUGGCCCCGCAGCAGGUGCCCGCCCAGAUGGUCCCCAAGCCCGGUUCCCACCACAGCGGCAGCGGCUCCACCAGCACAGGGUAUGUCACCACCGCGCCCUCUAACACGUCGGUGGCGGACAGGGCGGCCCUGCUGUCAGAGGGCACUGAGGACGUGCAGAACACCCCCGAAGAUGUGGCACAGAGCCCCGUGCAGGAAGCGGAGGAGGAAGAGGAGGACGGCUCCGUCCCGGAGACCGAGCUGCUGGGAGACAACGACACUCUGCAGAUGGACGAGGCUGAGGUGCAGCUGGAGGCCUGAGGGCAGCGGGGCCGGGGCGCUCCAGGAAACCUCUGCCGCCUUAGAGGGCGAGCCCUGGGUAUUGAUGACUGGCUUGCAGGUUCUUCACGGGAGGUUUUGUCAUCCUGUCCUGCAUAGAGCUGCCACUGAGGCCACCGUGUGAUUCGAGGGGCCUGGCCAGGUGGAGGUGGCCAGCAGCAAGGGGUGCCCCCACUGCCUGCAUUUUCCUGGGGUAAACUGGAGGUGGGCAGUACCUAUGCUUCAAGGGAAAAGAGGUGGCAGCUUCCCUCCACUUUGCAUAUGAAUCCAUUUGUGCAAACCUCUGAGAAAACAGGCCUGCCAAGGUGGGACCUCCGGCUCUGUGAAUCCUACCUGCCAGCCUGUUGGCUGAGGAUGAAGAGGCUGCUCUUCUCUGUGUGCCCUCCUGCCAUUAAUAUAUGCCUCUUUGGCUGCCAAAGACUGAUGGGAACUGGGCACUGCCGCCUGCUGCCUGCCUGAGUACAAGAAAAAGGGGUUUCUUAGGAGUUCCCCGAUUAAACUGUGCCUUAAAAGAAACCAACAUGAUUUUUGUAUUUUUGUGAAGUGAUUUUAACGAUACUGCAUAUGUCUUUUGCCCACUUUCUUGGUUUCUUGGGUUUAGAAUGUUCCAAGGGAAGCAAUAUUGUACAGAGCACAGUAUUGUUAUUUUUUUUAAUCAUGUACAGACCUUAAAUGUAAUUUAUAUGGUUUUUGUAUGCCAUUUCCAUUGAAGUAUUUUGAGCUUUAAAAUAAUGACUUAGUAAUUUAAGUGUUUACGUUCCCCACUUUGGGAUGUCACCUGAUUGUAUUCUGUUGGCUUGUGUUUGUCCCCUAUGUAAGCGAGGUCCUUUCAUUUCAGAGCUCAUGCUGGAGAAAGGCUGCAGGCACACUGCCUCCCUCCCGCCCCCGGGAUGGGGCUCACCUGUAACUCUCGAAACCCGGUGUAUCCAAUAAAGCGAAAAGGAAUGUUCUGUUGGCUCUCUGCAGGU